AGAGUGGUUUACAAGUUGGUGGCAUCGCGAAAGAAAGCGACCCGGCUGGCAAGUGCUCUCCAUGUCAUCUUUCCCUUCUCACGCGAUACUUUCUGUAUUUUCUUCUCUCCAAGAACUUCUAAUCGAUCCUAAAUCGAACUCAUUAUAUUUGAUUAGAUCCAGUCCUUUGCGUGAAGUGUGAUCCAUCAGCACCUCAAUUAAAUAAACAGUAUACGUGUACAUAUAUAAUAUAUACACUCAAUCAUACGUAUAUGCAAAAUACAUUCGAAUUUUUGUUUCUUAAGGUUAACACUGAUUCUUACACUGUUCAUUCUGGCGGAUAUUGUGGUUUUGUGCUCAGUUCUUUUGAAUUCGCUUGACAUUCUGUUUUCAAUUGAUCAAUCGCCGAUGAAAGAUUGGGUUUUUAAAGUUAGGGUUUGAUUCGAUCAAUCCAGUGUAUCAUUUGGAGGCGAAGUUACGACCCAAUUCGCGAUAAUCGGGAGCACUGGGUGCAAAUCAGUCUCGGCAGAGCCCGUCGGGGGCGGCCGGUUCGGGACUAUGGUUCUUUCUGCGCCCUAGUCCGCCUCCACCCUACUCCCUUCAAUACCUCCCUCAAAUGGAUUUUGUGAGUCGACACACUGCCACCUCCACCUCCGCUCCCGACCACCACCAGCCUCCGCCGGAAUCCUCAACCCAAUCAUCUUCUGCUCCACCUCCUCACGCACUCGAAGAACAGGAGUACUUGGCCCGCUACAUAGCGGUGAAACACUCGUGGCGUGGGCGGUACAAGAGAAUUCUGUGUAUAUCCAAUUUCACGAUCAUCACUCUGGACCCUGCGACACUGUCCGUGACAAAUUCGUAUGACGUGGCAAGUGAUUAUGAUGGAGCGACACCCGUUAUUGGGAGGGAUGAGAAUUCCCAGGAGUUCAAUAUCAGUGUACGGACUGAUGGACGCGGGAAGUUUAAAGCUAUUAAGUUUUCCUCAAAGUUCAGGGCGAGUAUUCUGACUGAGCUGCAUAGAAUAAGGUGGAACAGAAUUGGGGCUGUUGCGGAGUUUCCGGUACUUCAUCUUCGGAGAAAGACUUCGGAGUGGGUUCCUUUGAAGUUGAAAGUUACUUAUGCUGGAGUUGAACUUACUGAAUUAAAAUCUGGAGACCUUCGGUGGUGCUUGGAUUUUAGAGACAUGAAUUCUCCAGCCAUUAUUCUUCUCUCUGAUGCUUUUGGAAAGAAAAAUGUUGGGCAUGGAGGUUUUGUUCUUUGUCCUUUAUAUGGAAGAAAAUCUAAAGCUUUCCAGGCUGCUUCAGGGGCUUCAAACACUGCUAUAAUAUCAAAUCUGACGAAGACUGCAAAGUCCAUGGUUGGGUUGUCACUAUCUGUGGAUAGUUCUCAAUCACUCUGUGUUUCAGAGUACAUAAAGAUAAGAGCCAAAGAGGCCGUUGGAGCAGAAGAAACUCCUUGUGGGGGUUGGUCUGUGACAAGAUUGCGAUCUGCUGCCCAUGGAACUCAAAGUGUUCCAGGGUUAACUCUAGGAGUUGGGCCAAAAGGGGGACUUGGGGAACAAGGUGAUGCUGUGUCUCGUCAACUAAUUCUUACAAAGGUUUCACUAGUCGAAAGGCGACCAGAGAACUAUGAAGCUGUUAUUGCCCGUCCUUUAUCUGCAGUAAGCGCUCUCGUUCGAUUUGCUGAGGAGCCCCAGAUGUUUGCGAUUGAAUUUAAUGAUGGAUGCCCUAUUCAUGUUUAUGCUAGCACGUCUCGUGAUAGCUUGCUUGCAUUAGUUCGGGAUAUAUUGCAAACAGAAGGUCAAUGUGCAGUACCUGUACUUCCAAGGCUGACAAUGCCUGGUCAUCGAAUUGAUCCUCCUUGUGGGAGAGUCCAUUUACAAAUUCAGCAAUUUCCUGUUGGACAACGGCAUCCUGUUGCUGAUAUGGAAAGUGCAACCAUGCAUUUGAAACACUUGGCAGCGGCCGCCAAAGAUGCUGUGGCUGAAGGAGGGUCCGUUCCUGGAUCAAGGGCAAAACUAUGGCGUAGAAUAAGGGAGUUCAAUGCAUGUAUUCCUUAUGUUGGUGUCCCUCCUACCAUUGAAGUACCUGAAGUGACUUUGAUGGCCUUGAUUACAAUGCUCCCAGCUGCUCCAAAUCUUCCUCCCGAGUCCCCUCCCUUGCCGCCCCCUUCACCUAAAGCAGCUGCAACUGUGAUGGGUUUCAUUGCAUGUUUACGCAGAUUACUGGCUUCAAGAAGUGCUGCCUCACAUGUGAUGUCUUUUCCUGCCGCUGUUGGAAGAAUAAUGGGUUUACUUAGAAAUGGUUCUGAGGGAGUUGCAGCUGAAGCUGCGGGUCUUAUUGCAGUACUUAUUGGUGGUGGUCCUGGAGAUAAUAUACUGACAGAUACAAAAGGAGAGAGGCAUGCGACUUUUAUGCACACUAAGUCUGUGUUGUUUGCUAACAACAGUAACGUUAUUAUUCUUGUUAACAGAUUAAAACCUUUAUCUGUUUCACCAUUAUUAUCAAUGUCUGUUGUGGAAGUUCUCGAGGCAAUGAUCUGUGAACCACAUGGUGAAACUACUCAAUCAACUGUUUUCGUUGAAUUAUUACGCCAAGUUGCUGGCUUGCGGCGUCGUUUGUUUGCGUUGUUUGGACAUCCUGCUGAAAGUGUAAGAGAGACAGUUGCUGUCAUCAUGCGUACAAUUGCAGAAGAAGAUGCUAUUGCAGCAGAGUCCAUGCGUGAUGCUGCUUUGCGUGAUGGUGCUUUGUUGAGGCAUUUGUUGCAUGCUUUUUUCCUUCCUGCUGGUGAACGACGCGAAGUUAGCCGACAGCUUGUGGCUCUUUGGGCUGAUUCUUAUCAACCUGCUCUUCAUUUGUUAUCUAGAGUUUUGCCUCCAGGGCUUGUUGCUUAUUUGCACACUCGUUCUGAUGGAAUUCAACAAGAAGACGCACAAAAUAUAUCUAAUCAGGAUGGAUCUUUGAUGAGUAGGAGACAGAGACGCUUACUUCAGCAGAGGAGGGCUCGUACAGGAAAAGGAAUAACGUCUCAGGGGCAUUCUUUGCCUUCUGUUAAUAAUAGUGAAGUUGGUGAUCCAGGAAGGCAGACAACUGCUGCUGCUUUUAGAGGGUCCGAUAGUAGUAAAAAAUCUGUGGUAGAUGCAAGUUCGGGACAAGUUCUGGCCAUGAAUUCUACUGUGGUUUACACGGGUGAAAACUUACGGAGUGACUUGUCAUCGGCAGUUGUUCCACAAACUGAUCAAUCAGUUGUCACUUCUGCAGUUGUCGUUUCAUCUGAUGCUCCAUAUACACCGGAGUCAGUUGAAUCAAAUGCUCCAAAUUCAGUUAAUUCGGAUGCCAAUGUGGUUGCUUUCCAGAAUACAGGUCUUCCUGCUCCUGCUCAGGUUGUUGUGGAGAACAUGCCUGUGGGAUUUGGCAGGCUGUUAUGUAACUGGCCUGAAUUUUGGCGUGCUUUUGGCCUGGAUCACAACCGUGCGGACUUGAUCUGGAAUGAGCGUACCAGACAGGAGUUGAGAGAGGCUUUGCAGGGAGAGAUUCACAAACUAGAUGUUGAAAAGGAACGUACUGAGGAUAUUGUUCCUGGAGGUGCUACUUUGGAUAUUAUGACUGGGCAAGAUAGUGUGCCCCAGAUAUCAUGGAAUUAUACUGAGUUUUCAGUUAGCUAUCGUAGCCUGUCCAAGGAAGUUUGUGUGGGUCAAUAUUAUCUGCGUUUGCUUCUUGAGAGUGGCAGCAGUGGCAGGGCGCAGGAUUUUCCUCUGCGUGACCCAGUUGCUUUCUAUAGAGCCCUUUAUCAUCGGUUCCUAUGUGAUGCAGAUACAGGACUAACUGUAGAUGGCGCUGUUCCUGAUGAAAUGGGUGCAUCUGAUGAUUGGUGUGAUAUGGGAAGGUUAGAUGGUUUUGGAGGAGGGGGAGGCUCCUCAGUUAGAGAACUUUGUGCAAGGGCGAUGGCAAUUGUAUAUGAGCAACAUUUUAACACAAUUGGUCCAUUUGAAGGCACUGCUCAUAUUACAGUUCUUUUGGAUAGGACUGAUGAUAGAGCUUUGAGGCACCGGCUACUUCUUCUACUAAAGGUUUUAAUGAAGGUGCUAUCAAAUGUAGAGGCUUGUGUCUUGGUUGGUGGGUGUGUCCUAGCAGUUGAUCUGCUAACAGCAGUUCAUGAAGCUUCAGAAAGAACUGCUAUUCCUUUGCAAUCUAAUAUGAUAGCUGCCUCUGCUUUCAUGGAACCCCUUAAGGAAUGGAUGUUUCUUGACAAGGAUGGUGCAGAAGUUGGACCUGUGGAAAAGGAUGCCAUCAGAAGGUUUUGGUCGAAGAAAGCUAUUGAUUGGACAACAAGGUGCUGGGCUUCUGGGAUGUCGGAUUGGAAGAGAUUACGAGAUAUCCGUGAACUUCGUUGGGCUCUGGCUGUUCGAGUUCCUGUUCUUACUCCAAUCCAGGUAGGGGAGGCUGCAUUGUCCAUAUUGCACAACAUGGUAUCUGCACAUUCAGAUUUAGAUGAUGCUGGAGAGUUAGUUACCCCAACGCCUAGAGUAAAACGGAUAUCGUCAAGUCCGCGCUGCCUUCCAUACAUUGCGCAGGCCAUGCUGACGGGGGAGCCAACUAUUGUAGAGGGUGUUGCAGCUUUGCUAAAGGCGGUGGUCACCAGAAAUCCCAAGGCAAUGAUAAGACUAUACAGCACUGGUGCAUUUUAUUUUGCCUUGGCAUACCCUGGAUCCAAUCUCUUUUCAAUUGCCCAACUCUUCUCUGUGACUCAUGUCCAUCAAGCCUUUCAUGGUGGUGAAGAAGCUGCAGUUUCCUCUUCAUUGCCCUUGGCAAAACGCAGUGUGUUGGGUGGGCUUCUCCCUGAGUCUUUGCUAUAUGUAUUGGAGCGUAGUGGUCCGGCUGCAUUUGCAGCAGCAAUGGUAUCUGAUUCUGACACUCCGGAGAUUAUAUGGACACACAAAAUGCGAGCAGAGAAUCUUAUUCGUCAGGUUUUACAGCAUCUGGGUGAUUUUCCCCAGAAAUUAUGCCAGCAUUGCCAUUCUUUAUAUGAUUAUGCCCCUAUGCCGCCUGUAACAUAUCCCGAGUUAAGAGAUGAAAUGUGGUGUCACCGUUAUUACCUUCGGAACUUAUGUGAUGAGAUUCGGUUUCCAAAUUGGCCUAUAGUUGAACAUGUUGAGUUCCUGCAGUCAUUGCUGGUAAUGUGGCGUGAAGAGUUGACACGGAGACCCAUGGAUCUUUCAGAAGAAGAAGCUUGCAAAAUACUAGAAAUAUCCUUGGAAGAUGUCUCUAGAGAUGAUGCUGAUAAAAAGCAUUCUUUAGAAAUGGCUGAGGAGAUUCCUAAUAUCUCCAAACAGAUUGAGAACAUUGAUGAAGAAAAGCUUAAGAGACAAUAUAGAAAGCUCGCCAUGAAAUAUCAUCCAGACAAAAAUCCUGAAGGGAGGGAUAAAUUUCUUGCUGUGCAGAAAGCUUAUGAGCGGCUGCAGGCUACCAUGCAAGGGUUGCAAGGUCCCCAACCUUGGAGGUCGCUGCUUUUAUUGAAGGGGCAGUGUAUCCUAUAUAGACGGUAUGGGGAUGUAUUGGUGCCAUUUAAAUAUGCUGGGAAUCCCAUGUUGUUAAACGCAGUUAUGGUAGACAAGGAUGACAGCAAUUUUCUUUCCUCUGAUAGAGCUCCUCUGCUUGUUGCUGCUUCAGAGCUCAUUUGGCUGACGUGUGCAUCUUCUUCACUUAAUGGUGAGGAGCUUGUGAGGGAUGGUGGUGUACAGCUUCUUGCAAAUCUUCUUUCGCGUUGUAUGUAUGUAGUUCAGCCAACUACUCCUGCAACUGAACCAGCUGCCAUCAUUGUUACAAAUGUGAUGCAAACAUUUUCUGUUUUGAGUCGGUUUGGAAGUGCCAGAGUUGAGAUGCUUGAUUUUUCCGGACUAGUUAAGGACAUUGUGCACAGCACUGAACUUGAGCUUGUACCUGCAGCUGUUGAUGCUGCUCUGCAGACCAUCGCACAUGCUUCUGUGACCUCUGAAUUACAAGAGGCUUUAUUGAAGGCUGGUGUGCUAUGGUACCUCUUGCCUUUGUUGCUUCAAUAUGACUCAACUGCAGAGGAAUCUGAUAUGACGGAGGCACAUGGUGUUGGUGCUAGUGUUCAGAUUGCAAAGAAUCUGCAUGCAACACUGGCAUCUCAGGCCUUGACAAGGCUUAGUGGUUUGUGUAUGGAUGAAAGUUCGACACCCUUUAAUCAGGCUGCAGCAGAUACUCUGAGAGCCUUGCUAACCCCUAAACUUGCCAGUAUGCUGAAAGACCAGUUACCCAAAGACCUAUUGUCCAGAUUAAACACAAACUUGGAGACACCAGAGAUUAUUUGGAAUUCUUCAACCCGAGCGGAGCUAUUGAAAUUUGUGGACCAGCAGCGUGCAAAUCAAGGUCCUGAUGGUUCCUAUGACCUGAAAGAUUCACCUGCCUUCACAUAUGAAGCACUGUCGAAAGAACUCUUUGUUGGCAAUGUGUACUUGAGGGUCUACAAUGAUCAACCAGAUUUUGAGAUCAGUGAACCGGAAGCUUUCUGUUUUGCUCUUGUUGAUUUUAUAUCAUUUCUAGUGCACAGUCCAUGGGCUACAGAUUCUGAUGGUCAGAUCAGUGGAUCAUCUCAUGAAACAACUGACCUUCAAAAUAACACAGCCAAUGGGUCAAACAGUGAACAGCAUGUUUCUGAUAAUACUUCAGGUGCCUCUGAUGGAAAAAUGAUGGGCAAGGCGGACUUUGAACUGGUUAAGAAACUUCAGUUUGGAUUGACUUCUCUUCAGAACUUAUUGACGAGUGACCCAAAAUUGGCAUCUGUAUUUUCUACGAAGGAAAAACUAUUACCUCUUUUUGAAUGUUUUUCUGUUUCUGUUGCUUCAGAAAGCAACAUCCCUCAACUUUGUUUGAGUGUACUGUCACUACUGACUACAUAUGCUCCGUGCUUGGAGGCCAUGGUUGCUGAUGGCUCUAGUCUUCUCCUUUUACUGCAAAUGCUUCACUCUGCCCCUAGUUGUCGUGAAGGGGCUCUACAUGUUCUUUUUGCCCUGGCAAGUACACCAGAACUCGCAUGGGCUGCUGCCAAGCAUGGUGGAGUGGUGUACAUUCUUGAACUUCUACUGCCUUUGCAACAAGAAAUUCCCCUACAGCAAAGAGCAGCAGCUGCCUCUUUGUUGGGGAAGCUUGUUGGGCAGCCAAUGCAUGGGCCCAGAGUGGCCAUUACACUAGCAAGGUUUCUACCAGAUGGCUUGGUAUCAGUUAUUAGGGAUGGGCCUGGUGAAGCUGUUGUGCGUGCACUUGAACAAACAACAGAGACUCCAGAACUUGUCUGGACGCCAGCAAUGGCAACUUCAUUGUCUGCACAAAUUGCAACCAUGGCAGCAGACCUAUAUCGUGAACAAAUAAAAGGUCGUGUUGUGGAUUGGGAUGUACCUGAGCGAGCAUCUGGUGCACAGGAAAUGAAAGAUGAGCCACAGGUUGGUGGAAUAUAUGUCAGGCUAUUCUUGAAAGAUCCCAAAUUUCCCCUUAGAAAUCCGAAGAGAUUUUUGGAAGGAUUAUUAGAGCAGUAUCUUUCGUCCAUUGCUGCAACACAUUAUGACAUGCAAACUGUUGACCCUGAGCUCCCACUGCUUUUGUCUGCUGCACUGGUUUCCUUAUUGCGGGUACACCCUGCACUUGCAGAUCAUGUUGGAUAUCUUGGAUACGUGCCCAAACUUGUGUCUGCAGUGGCCUAUGAAGGAAGAAGAGAAACAAUGGCCUCAGGGGAGAUGAACAAUGGCAGCCAUGCUGAUGGAACAUUUGAAACUGAGGACAGUUCAACACAGCCAAGUUCACAAACUCCACAAGAACGUGUUCGCCUUAGUUGUUUACGUGUCCUACAUCAACUUGCUGCCAGUACAACGUGUGCAGAAGCCAUGGCAGCAACUAGUGUAGGAACACCUCAGGUUGUUCCACUUCUAAUGAAAGCUAUUGGAUGGCAAGGUGGAAGUAUACUAGCUCUUGAGACAUUAAAACGGGUUGUGGUUGCUGGAAAUAGAGCUAGGGAUGCACUUGUUGCACAAGGACUUAAGGUUGGUCUCGUUGAAGUACUUCUUGGACUUCUUGAUUGGAGGGCUGGAGGAAGGAAUGGACUUUGCUCUCAGAUGAAGUGGAAUGAAUCUGAAGCAUCUAUUGGCCGGGUGCUCGCUAUUGAGGUUUUGCAUGCGUUUGCAGCAGAAGGGGCUCAUUGUUCUAAAGUUCGUGAGAUACUAAGUGACUCUGAUGUUUGGAGCGCGUACAAAGACCAGAAGCAUGAUCUUUUCCUUCCUUCAAAUGCUCAAUCUGCAGCUGCUGGAGUUGCUGGUCUAAUUGAGAGUUCCUCUUCUAGGCUUACCUAUGCCCUUACAGCUCCACCACCACAACCUAGUCAUAUGAAACCUCCUGCUUCAGUCGCAUCAGACUCAAAUGGAAAGCAGGAUCUGCUUUCAUAACAGGAACAAGUUAGGAAAAAUCACAUUGCCGUGGUUUGAUGAAGCAGUUGACAACACACUUUGACGUAGUCUUUGAAAAUUGUGAUCAGCUUUCAUGUGGAUAGAGUGAAGAGAGACAUCACCACCAUAAUCAGAUGGAGUUGUCACUGAAGUCUCAUGUUUUACAUCUCUGUACAGCACAUUGUAUACAUUCAUUUGUCCUCUCCCCUCCUCUUCUAUGGUGUAUGCAUGAGGUGGGUGGAGAGAUUUUUUAAAAGAGAUUUCAAAGUACAUGCCUUUGGAUGUAAAGAGGACCUCUGACGUGUUGUAUAUCAUGUUAAUGCCCAAUUUUCUAUAAAUAGUUGAGGUGAUUUUUGUUGAAUGCAUAUUGGUUUUAUUCCUCGAUGUGAGGUGUUUUUAUAUAUAUAAAGGCCUUUUUUAGUGUGA
Cornus florida is the source of this 8860-nucleotide messenger RNA. RefSeq names its product dnaJ homolog subfamily C GRV2-like. The transcript has 22 exons. The record is from RefSeq and is a predicted model, not a curated record. NCBI's taxonomy places the organism in Eukaryota, Viridiplantae, Streptophyta, Magnoliopsida, Cornales, Cornaceae. Bases 596 to 8434 code for a protein of 2612 amino acids. Gene Ontology annotation, cellular component: endosome membrane. Gene Ontology annotation, biological process: receptor-mediated endocytosis; regulation of early endosome to late endosome transport; endosome organization.